GACGGACGUUCACCAGUCGACGGCAAGCUGGCAUCCGUCGCUGCGUAGCUGAACGAGAGACACCUCAAAGCUUUGCGGGACGCCAUGGUCGAGGGGCCGACGUUCGUAGAUUCUCUUGUGGCCGGUGGGCUCGCAGGCACAGCCGUCGACCUCCUCUUCUUUCCCAUUGACACCAUCAAAACGCGUCUGCAGUCGCCACAAGGAUUUGUGCCUGCAGGCGGCUUCAAUGGGGUCUAUAGAGGUGUCGGGAGUGUCGUGGUCGGCAGCGCACCGGGAGCCGCUGUUUUCUUCUGCACUUACGACACACUGAAACGCACGCUGCCCUUGGCGGAGAACAUGGCCCCGGUGACGCACAUGCUGGCCGCGUCCACCGGCGAAGUUGCUGCUUGUUUAAUCAGAGUACCUACGGAAGUCAUCAAGACGCGCAUGCAAACUUCGACGUACGGCAGCCUUGCCGGCUCGUCAUUCGCCGCCGCUCGACGAGUGCUCUCGCAGGAGGGCCUCCGUGGCUUUUAUAGAGGGUUUGGGACAACCGUCAUGAGGGAGAUACCCUUCACGUCACUACAGUUCCCUCUGUACGAGCUGCUGAAACUCCGGUUGUCUCAAGCGCUGGGACGAAGACCAUUACAUGCAUACGAGGCUGCCGCCUGUGGGAGUGUAUCAGGGGGCGUCGCUGCUGCACUGACUACACCGCUGGACGUGUUGAAAACUCGGGUCAUGUUGGAUAUGAGGGACACAUCCAAGCACAGCAUGCCCUCUUUGCCUGCCCGUCUGAAACAAAUCUAUGUCUCAGAAGGACCGCGAGCACUAUUCAGUGGUGUCGUUCCAAGGACACUGUGGAUAUCAGCCGGAGGCGCUGUCUUCCUUGGCGUCUACGAAUGGGCGAUCGGCACACUCACGAGCCUGUGAGUCUGACAGCGAGACAAAAUGCAUAAUCAUCGCAACUACCGCUACAUUACUAUCACCU
Molecule: messenger RNA, 967 nt
Organism: Fomitopsis serialis
Lineage: Eukaryota; Fungi; Basidiomycota; Agaricomycetes; Polyporales; Fomitopsidaceae
Product: S-adenosylmethionine transporter
Exons: 6
Coding region: 85-909 (274 amino acids)
Biological process (GO): transmembrane transport
Cellular component (GO): mitochondrial inner membrane
Molecular function (GO): S-adenosyl-L-methionine transmembrane transporter activity
Source: RefSeq, a predicted model, not a curated record